This is a messenger RNA of Pangasianodon hypophthalmus (striped catfish), 2056 nucleotides long. Its product is annotated as CD276 antigen homolog. Gene Ontology annotation, biological process: negative regulation of T cell proliferation; T cell costimulation; positive regulation of T cell proliferation. Lineage: Eukaryota; Metazoa; Chordata; Actinopteri; Siluriformes; Pangasiidae. Gene Ontology annotation, cellular component: external side of plasma membrane. The coding region runs from base 144 to 668 and encodes 174 amino acids. The record is from RefSeq and is a predicted model, not a curated record. The transcript is spliced from 5 exons.
UUCUCUUGGGGGAGGGGGGUUACCCUACAGCUGGGGGAGUUAGCAUCAAUGCUAAAAAGUGUAAAGUCAUUGUAAAGACUGUUGUCGCUCUGUCAUCGACUGAGAAAAUUUCCACACACUCCUCCAGACAGUAUCAGGGCAUCAUGACCUCCGUUUUUUCCAUUUGCAUCGUAUUGGGUUCCAUGUGUGUGAGCCUCCUCUCUGCAGAAGCUGAGAUCACUGUAUCUGGCCAAGUGGGGUCUACAGCUGUCCUGCUGUGUGAACUGCAGCGUGUAGGCACUGAAACACCGCAUAUUAGGUGGUCCAUCAAAUCUGAGAUUGUGUUUGAGCAUGUUUUGGGUAAGGAGAGCUAUCAGGGUGAGGGAUAUGAGGGCCGUGUGGACGUCCCUGAGGAAGAGCUGCGUAAGGGGAACUGUUCCUUGGUGUUGCGCAAUCUGACACUUAAUGAUGAAGGUGUCUACACGAGCUACCAGAUAGUGAGACGCUCCAAGAGAUCUAUCAUGACAAAAAGAGAAGAUAUCAGCCGUGUUAAACUCUCAGUCCAGGAAAAACCUCCUGAAAAGAAAACUGAAAUUCCCACAGAUGAUGCAGGAAUGAAGUGUCCUCACCCACCGAUCAUGGUCUUGUCCCUCAUAUCAUGUUUACUCCUCCAGUUCUUCUUUGCGUAAACCUGAGUGUGAAUUAGAGCUGUGCACAGGACUGUGUCUUUAUGCCUCCAGCACCACAUGGUGGAAGUGUUAUGUUUUUGUGUUGUUCUGUUCGCCUGCUUGAAUACACAACCUCCUGUCAGUCUGUGUGUUAUCUUUCAGAAGGUCAGAGCCCAAGCAUAUAGGGAGGGUCAGACAAAGAUCAAUCCUAAUGACCCCCAUAAAAGGUACAGGAAAGAGAGAAAAGAAAUGUACCCUGUCCACUUUAGGGUUACGGGAACCCAGCCCUGGAGCCAGGCCACAGGCAAGCGUCUGGUGACUGGGCCCCCCACAUAACCCAGUCGCUCUUAUCCUGAAAUGCUGAUGUGGAGCCAUUUUGUGGGCUUAAGACCUUCAGAAUGAAAGGUGGGAGUCAGUCAGAAAACUUAAAGUUAGUUUUACCUCUGACUUACAACUCUGACUGGAGAUUCCUUCCAUAAAUAUCAAGAAAUUGUCCCUACAUAAACAACAGAUUAAUAUAAAAUGGUGAUUUGCAGCUGAACUUCUGUCAGAGCUGCUGUUACAGAGCAUUUUAUAUCAUCAAUUAGAAUCCAGAAUUCAACAGUAUAAAAGAUUAAAAUAGCAAGACACAGCAAAAAAACUAACAUCAGCUGUUUUUAAGUAGUUAACUAGUUAACAUAAAUAAAAUGAAAACUAGUUUAUAACCCUCACUGUAGACAAACCUGCAUUUAGAAAGUGUUAGCCAGUAGAAAAAAUAGAAAACAGGGUGAGCUAUGAUCUCUUCCUGGAGAAAUAACAGAAGAAGUGAUUAUUGGGAAGUGAACCUCAUUUCUGGCCAAUGUGUAAAAACAUUUGAUGCUUGUGACUUUUUUGUUGGAUGCCACUGGAGCCCAGUCAUGAUGCACAGCUCUAAUGUGACUUGUUUAUUGUGACCUGUGGGAACAGUAGGAUGCCAUUUCAGACAUGGAAAAAGUGUACAUAGCUAAGGCCAAAUCCCAAAUAGCUUCCUACUCUUUACAUAGCUGCACAACAAUGAGUUGUACACAAACACAAAUUUUUUUGGACCAGUUUUAAACAUAACUGGAAGAUAUAAGAACGUAUAUUGAAUCUAUCUUCUGUACUGCUUAAUAAGGUGUAGUGACACAAGUUACAUUUUUGUUGCAGAUGGUUUGAUGAUAUUGCUUUUGGCAGUGCUGUCCGACAGCUACAUAGACACUUAAUUUCAUUAGCUUCAUUACACAAGCUAACCUGUUAGAAGUUUUCCUACAUCACAGUUGAAGUAUUAUUCUCAGGGUUUGCUGUUAAACUGCAAUGACUGUAAGUGAUAUCCAUGACUGUAAGUGUUAUUGUUACUGAUGCUGUAUAUAAUCACUUUUGCUAAUAAAGGCACUUUGCUGAACAAGGAAUAA